ACUGAGCGCCAGCCGCCGCGCUAGGGAGCGACCUCGCCGGAGUCCCGCGUCGCGCACCGCGCCCCCUGGGUGGCCGGCCAGCUCAGCCGCCCGUCUCCCCGCCGCCCCGGCCGCCCUUGACCGCUAGCGCACAGCACAGCAGUUCGGGCGCUCGCAGGCGGCGGGCCCCGAGCCCCGGGACAGGGACAGGGACAGGGACUGUAUAGCCUUUGGGCUCCGCGCCCCGGCGAUGGCUGCUCCCGGGAGGCUGCUGCUGCGCCCUCGCCCCAGUGGCUUUUUGCUGCUGCUGCCCGGCCUCCUGUUGCCCCUCGCCGGUGCCUUCAAUCUGGACGUCGAAAGCCCCGCCGAGUACGCCGGCCCCGAGGGAAGUUACUUCGGGUUCGCCGUGGACUUCUUCGCGCCCAGCACGUCUUCCAGGAUGUUUCUCCUGGUGGGAGCCCCGAAAGCAAACACAACGCAGCCUGGGAUUGUGGAAGGAGGGCAAGUUCUCAAGUGUGACUGCUCAUCCAGCCGCCGCUGCCAGCCCAUUGAAUUCGAUGCCACAGGCCAGCUCAUUUCAGAUCAAGUGGCGGAAAUCAUAUCUAAAUAUGACCCCAAUGUCUACAGCAUCAAAUAUAAUAACCAAUUAGCAACGCGGGCUGCACAAGCAAUUUUUGAUGACAGUUACUUGGGUUACUCGGUGGCUGUGGGAGACUUUAAUGGUGACGGCAUUGAAGAUUUUGUUUCAGGAGUUCCGAGAGCAGCGAGGACUUUGGGAAUGGUUUAUAUUUAUGAUGGGAAAAACAUGUCCUCUUUACACAAUUUUACCGGCGAACAGAUGGCUGCAUAUUUCGGAUUUUCCGUAGCUGCCACUGACAUUAAUGGGGAUGAUUAUGCAGAUGUGUUUAUUGGAGCACCUCUGUUCAUGGACCGAGGCUCUGAUGGGAAACUCCAAGAGGUGGGCCAGGUCUCAGUGUCUCUGCAGAGAGCAUCGGGAGACUUCCAGACUACAAAGCUGAAUGGAUUUGAGGUUUUUGCCAGAUUUGGAAGUGCCAUAGCUCCUCUGGGAGACCUGGACCAGGAUGGUUUCAAUGAUAUUGCAAUUGCUGCUCCCUAUGGUGGUGAAGAUAAAAAGGGACUUGUUUAUAUCUUCAAUGGGAGAUCAACAGGCCUGAAUUCGGUGCCCUCUCAGGUCCUCGAGGGGCAGUGGGCUGCUCAGAGCAUGCCCCCAAGCUUUGGCUAUUCCAUGAAAGGAGCUACAGAUGUAGACAGAAAUGGAUAUCCAGACUUAGUUGUAGGAGCUUUUGGUGUGGAUCGAGCUAUCUUAUACAGAGCCCGACCCGUUGUCACCGUAAAUGCUGGCCUUGAAGUAUACCCAAGCAUUUUAAAUCAAGACAAUAAAAUCUGCCCGUUGCCUGGGACAGCUCUCAAAGUUUCCUGUUUUAACGUCAGGUUCUGCUUAAAGGCGGAUGGCAAAGGAACUCUUCCGAAGAGGCUGAACUUCCAGGUGGAGCUUCUUUUGGAUAAACUCAAGCAAAAGGGAGCAAUCCGACGAGCACUGUUUCUCCAUAACAGGUCCCCAGGGCACUCCAAGAACAUGACCAUUUUCAAGGGGGGACAGAUGCAGUGCGAGGAGCUGGUCGCCUACCUGCGGGAUGAAUCUGAAUUUAGAGACAAACUCACUCCCAUCACUAUUUUUAUGGAGUAUCGGUUGGACCACAGAACGGCUGUUGACGAUACAGGCUUGCAGCCCAUUCUGAACCAGUUCACUCCCGCCAAUGUCAGCAGGCAGGCUCAUAUUCUACUUGACUGUGGGGAAGAUAAUGUCUGUAAACCUAAACUGGAAGUUUCUGUAGAUAGUGAUCAAAAGAAGAUCUACAUUGGGGAUGACAACCCUCUGACCCUGACCGUGAAGGCGCAGAAUCAAGGGGAAGGAGCCUACGAAGCGGAGCUCAUCGUCUCCAUCCCACCGCAGGCAGAUUUCAUCGGGGUUGUCCGAAACAAUGAAGCCUUAGCAAGACUUUCCUGUGCAUUUAAGACAGAAAACCAAACCCGACAGGUGGUGUGUGACCUUGGAAACCCCAUGAAGGCUGGAACUCAACUGUCUGCUGGCCUUCGUUUUAGCGUGCACCAGCAGUCAGAAAUGGAUACUUCUGUGAAAUUUGACUUGAAAAUCCAAAGCUCUAAUUCUUUUGACAAUGUAAGCCCAGUUGUGUCUUACAAAGUUGACCUUGCUGUUUUGGCUGCUGUUGAGAUAAGAGGGGUCUCAAGUCCUGAUCAUGUCUUUCUUCCAAUUCCAAAUUGGGAGUACAAGGAAAACCCUGAGACUGAAGAAGAUGUUGGGCCUGUUGUUCAGCACAUCUAUGAGCUGAGAAACAAUGGUCCAAGUUCAUUCAGCAAGGCAAUCCUAAAUCUCCAGUGGCCUUACAAAUACAACAAUAACACUUUGUUGUACAUCCUUCAUUACGACAUUGAUGGGCCAAUGAACUGUACCGCAGAUACAGAGAUCAACCCUUUGAGAAUUAAGUCUGUGCAGACACCGGAAAAGAAUGACACAGCCCCUGGACAAGGAGAACGCAGUCAUCUCAUCACCAAGCGGGAUCUCACCCAUACUGAGGGAGAUGUUCACACUUUGGGUUGUGGAGUUGCUAAGUGCCUGCAGAUCGUCUGCCAGGUUGGUCGACUGGAUCGAGGGAAGAGUGCCAUCCUGUACGUGAAAUCCCUGUUGUGGACCGAGACAUUUAUGAAUAAGGAGAACCAGAACCAUUCUUACUCCCUGAAGUCGUCCGCUUCAUUUAACAUCAUCGAGUUUCCUUACAAGAAUCUGCCGAUUGAGGAUCUCUUCAACUCCACGCUGGUCACGACUAACAUCACCUGGGGCAUUCAGCCGGCGCCCAUGCCUGUGCCCGUGUGGGUCAUCAUCUUGGCAGUUCUCGCUGGACUCUUGUUACUGGCUGUUCUGGUGUUUGUAAUGUACAGGAUGGGCUUUUUUAAACGUGUCCGACCACCUCAAGAAGAGCAGGAACGAGAACAGCUCCAACCUCAUGAGAACGGCGAAGGGAACUCUGAAACCUAACUGCGGUUCUGAAGCAGCGCCACGUCUGGAUCCACUAGUUACCACUUUGGUGAUAGAUUUAUAUAUCUUUCAUGAAGAACAAAAUCCCAAGAUUGUAUUGCUGAGGGUACCCAGUAGCCUCAGUUUACCCACAAAACUGAAAUGAGUAUUUGCCGACUUCUCUUUAUAAAUAGGUUCAGCUUAACAUUUACUUCACAUACACUGGCGAGUGUUUUUAGGCAUUUAAGUGAGGAAAUUUCAAGUGAUAAUCCUUGUUCAGUGUACAUAAGGCACUUGAGUUACCACAUUAUAUAACACGGUACCUCUUCAGUUACUGUUUCUAAUUUACUAUGUGAGGUUUCUCUCUUCUUCGAUGUUAUGUCAAAGCAAUUAGGAUUUUUAAAGCAAUUCAAAUUUAGACCUUAGCAUCAAUAAUUUUGCACAGGUACUUAGAACAUUAGUACACAUUACACUACAGUUGAUUUUGUAAGCUACUGAAGACUCUGCAAUUGCAUUGACUUAGAUUUUAAUAUCAUUUAUGUAGUAGAACUUUAAAAAAAAAUCUGAUACCAUCAAAAUUCUUUCCUGGGGCUAUAGCUCACUUCAAAGCAUGUGCAAGUCCCUGAGUUAAAUCCUCAACAUUGGGGGAAAACAGUAGCUUCCUGUAUUAAUAACGGUACAGUAUUUUUAUAUGAAAAUUAGGUUUUUAUUUAUGUUUAGUCUGCAAUGUAUUUUAUUGUAUUUUAACUUUUGUAAUUUAAAUUCUAUAUCAAAUCCUUUAAGCCAUUUCAUGCUGAAAAUUCUAUAAUUGAAAACACUCAUUAAGCAAUAGUUUGAUCUCAGCUGAAUAAUGAUGAUGAUUAAAGCCAUAGGAGUUGGAAGUUGUUUCUGAGGUACAUCUAUUUCCUUUGUCUGGCUGUUUACUACAUAUAAAAGAUCGAAAGACCCUCUUCGUGGUUCUUUGCUGUAAUUGCUCAUCAAAAUGACAUUCUUUAGUUAGACUGGGGCUUCUAAUUGGUGUUAAUUUAUUUUUCUCCUGUAUUCAUAUUUUCCUUCUAUUUCCAAAAUGGAGAAUGGGUCAAGACUGUCUUUAUAACCUGUAGGAGCCUGGAUCUCCCACCCUUACCCCACAAGAAAUGCUUGGAAUUAGCAUUCCAAAGGUAGCUCAUGGUUUGCUUCUAUCAUGGGUAUUACCUCAGGUUAAGCAAGCAAUGCAUAAAACCUGCCUCAGCUGUCAGAAUAAAUGCUAAAAAAAAUAUUUUUAUAAGCAGCUCAGGUUACUGAAAAUCUUCUAAAGCUUUCUUACAUUUGUUAACAUAAAUUUUCUGGGGCUUUAAUAAAGGCAGCAGAGUUAGCAAGUUAUGGUCUUAAAUGGCUCUGAUUUAUUCACAGUUCCUCAAGGCCAUGGGAUGACUAUCAAUUAUCGCUAUUUUUGUGCAAUUACAUCAUGUUAUGCACUAGAAGUUGAGAAUUUUAAUAGCUUUUUAAACUGCUGUCCUCAUUAAGGAAUGAAAAAUAUUUCUCCUAAAUAAUUAAAUAUUUUUCUACAUUUUAAAAAUAAUUAAAGUUUGUCUCACCAUAUCUUGUGUUAAUUCCAUGUGCAUAUGGCUGAGCUAAUUUGGAGAAUUUAUUUUCAUAACAUAAAGCACAUUUCGGUGAGUUGUACAAGUUAGAAUAUAGACAGGACCCUAUAUUUAGCUUUAAUGAACUUUUAAUAACUUUUGGGGUAUAAAAUUUUUUAAUGGCUUGAAAGAUCAUAAUUAUAUACAUAAGUAUAUUUUUAACCAAUAAAUUUAAAUUCUUUUAAGAAAUAUUUUUAUCUUAGGGCCAAGUGUUGCCCGCCACCAUGCAGUCACUCAGUUGGCCUAUAAAAACUUUUACCUUUUCUGUCUUCCUACAUAAUAGCUGCUGUUCCUGAAAAUCAAUGAAAUUCAUUCUUUGGCAAUAGAAUCAAUAUUGAUUUUUAAAGUUAUUCCUUUAUGGCUUCUUUGCCAAGGAGUAACUUUCUGUUAGAGAUUGAAAGAUGUUGCAACUGGAAAUUAACAUGAGGUGUGGUUUUCUACAGUAGUAUGGAUUUUCUUUGAAAAAGUGUAACUUUGUAUCUCUGUAAAAUUAGGAACUGUAAUUUCAAAGUCAACUCUGAAAAGAAUGUUGAUUCUUUUUCUUCUAUAGCAGCAUAUGAAUAUAUUCGAUAGAAUAUAAAAAGAUCAUUUUAGCUUCAUAUUUGUAAUUUACUGAGAAUUAAAAUUCAUUUGACACGUGUGAGAAAUAUUGACACCAAUAUUGAUUUCUUACAGAGAUAUUUUUUAGAGUUGAUACUUUAAAACAUCUGUCAGGAUUACUCCCUGCCACACACACACUUAUGUUUAAUUAUCAUCAUAAUUCUGAAUAACUAUAAAAGGUGAAGCAGUCAAAAUGUUAUUGUCUUAAUUCUACCUGAAUUAUGAAAUUACUUAUUAGUUAAUCCUCACGAAUACAACAUUAUUUACGUAGUGAGGAAAUUGACUAAUAACAGACAAGUUUUGCUGUUGCUUUAAGACAGCCGUGGGGGCUUUGAUAGUGAGCCUAACCCCAAGAGAGAUUUCUGUGGCAAAGUAUAGAUAGAGCAGCUGGUUCUUGUAGGGCAAUAGAGUGCUAAGGUGGCAUCUGUUCCUGUGUGGCAGAAUGUCAUGAAGAGCUUCAUGGAGAAGAAGAGUAAGUUGUUCUAGAAUACCUGUGUGGCCAUCACCUAUCUGAAUGUCACCUUGUUUUUAUUCAUGGGUGGCUUGUACAUCUAAUUUGAUGAGUAAGGGGAAAAGACAAACAAAAUUGUAUUACGGGAUCCAAAAAGGCAAAUAAAAUUGCUUAAUGUCUAGUGAUUUGUGAAAGGUCUCUUUGAACUAUGAACCUGUGGAUGUGCCGUCUGCAGUAUACACUGGCAUUCCUUGUGAUUCCUGCUAUGUCAUGCUUUCUGUGAGGGGUACUGAAUCUUCGGUGUUUGUUGUCAUUGUUCUCAAGUGCAAUAUAACAAUGUAACGAAACAUAUAAGUCAUUAUUAAUUUAGUAAGCCUAAUCUCAAUAGAGACUUAUUAGUAUUUUGUUGUUGUUGUUGUUGUUGUUAGCAGAAAAUUCUGCUGUAGUUGUAGAUACACAGGUGAAGUUUUUUACUUCUAAACUAUUCAUUCUGCAUUUUAUUUUAGGUGGAAAAUGAACUAUCCAUAUUUGUUUUAAAACACUUUCAGCAUCUUGGGGUAACUUGGAAGGUGUGUCUAUCAAAUUGCUUUGCUCUUUAAGUAACAUGGAAGGUAAUUUUCUUCGGCUUCUCUUGUGAUCGCCCACAUUGGGUGAGACAUAAAAUGAGUCUGUCCUGAAAUCUGUCGUUUGCUAACUUGGGUUGAGUUAGUACAAGUAGGUACCACGUUCUGCUUUGUUUCCAAUGUGUAACUUGGGACUGUACAAUAAACUUGAACAUAUGGUGCCAGCUUA
This is a messenger RNA of Peromyscus eremicus (cactus mouse), 6499 nucleotides long. RefSeq names its product integrin subunit alpha V (gene Itgav). Gene Ontology annotation, cellular component: integrin complex; external side of plasma membrane. The record is from RefSeq and is a predicted model, not a curated record. Gene Ontology annotation, molecular function: integrin binding. NCBI's taxonomy places the organism in Eukaryota, Metazoa, Chordata, Mammalia, Rodentia, Cricetidae. The coding region runs from base 230 to 3055 and encodes 941 amino acids. The transcript is spliced from 26 exons. Gene Ontology annotation, biological process: cell-cell adhesion; angiogenesis; cell-matrix adhesion.